Puntigrus tetrazona (Sumatra barb) is the source of this 2558-nucleotide messenger RNA. Its product is annotated as extracellular serine/threonine protein kinase FAM20C-like. Lineage: Eukaryota; Metazoa; Chordata; Actinopteri; Cypriniformes; Cyprinidae. Gene Ontology annotation, molecular function: protein serine/threonine kinase activity. The record is from RefSeq and is a predicted model, not a curated record. Gene Ontology annotation, cellular component: Golgi apparatus. Gene Ontology annotation, biological process: protein phosphorylation. The transcript is spliced from 10 exons. Bases 744 to 2408 code for a protein of 554 amino acids.
CUAUGUGCGAGGGGCUUCAGCAUCAUGAUAUUUAACACACCCACCCUGAACAUCCGACAGAGGUAUUUCCUCAAGCGCCUGUCAACGGGCGAGCAUCACCUUCACACGAGCUGGAUGUUCAGCAAGAAACGCUGAAACUUUCUCCAAAGAUCACAUUUGUCGACGGGAGGAGGUGCGAUGCCACACUUUCUCGAAACCUGCCAGGGCUGCCAUGCGUCUCGUCGCUUUCAACGAUUGAGCAGCCUCGAUUUAUACCGGAUAAGAAGAGCGAAUGAACUUGUGCAGCUGUGAAAGCGAUCUCGUGCGUUGUAUGAAUAGCGACAGAUGUUUCCUCCGCACGCCGAGAUGGACCGCGGCACCGCGAACACGCACUUUUGUGGAUCAUUUAUCUGACGAGGCUCGACUUCGUUACACCUCGCCAUCGUCUGCGGCUAUUAAACGUUAAAAUAGACUAUGAGUUGUUGUGUCGGAGAUUGUUCCCGCGUCUGACCGCACGGGAGGAAUUUAAUCGCGAGCGCACGUAAAUAACUGGAUUAUUGUUUCGCGUGGAUGUGGAUGAGCGCUUUGCUAAACAAAUCCCCAUUUCUGCCCCGAAGCUGGCAAAUGAAAACGAAAACGUUCCAUGUGUUCUUCUCACAAAUUUGGGAGCCCGUGUUUUAUGUACUGUUGGCGAUGUAGUGCGCUUGCUCACUUUUAUCCCUGCCGUUCCAAACAAGUCUUUUCUCGAACGGGAGACCCUGAAGAUGAUCCUCUUCAGAAAAUUCCGCGUCUUGAUUCUGAUGGUGUUUCUCAUAGCCUGCUCGAUGCACAUUAUGAUAGACUUGUUACCGAAGCUGGAGAGACGGAGCAGUAGCGCGUGCUCGUGCUCACACACACCCAGCGAAGAGCCGCAGAACUGGGCUAAGCAUCGAGCCAAGCCGGGAUCAGAGUCCGGCUGGCCUAAUAAACACACCCUCAGAAUACUUCAAGACUUCAGUAACGAGCCGAACUCAAACCUGUCGUCUCACUCGCUGGAGAAGAUCAUCGUUGGGGAGAGAUCCGAGGCUUUGAAAAGGUUUGAGCAGUUGACAGGUGACGAGAAGAGGCACACGGCACGGGACUCUGUCUUGAAGAACGCAGCUGUCAAGGGUUCGAGGCUCUCCGCGCUGUUUGAGCAUCCUUUAUACACCAGGCCGUUGCCUUCUUUAACCGACGAAGACACUUUAUUCAAUGUCAACACUGAUAUAAGAUUUGACCCUAAAGCUGCAGAGAACCCAGAGUGGAAUGGGGAAGGUAAAGAUGGGGAUUAUGCUCCUACGGGUGAGAUGUCCUCAGACUCCUAUCCAAAUUGGCUCCGCUUCCACAUUGGGAUCAACCGGUAUGAGCUUUACUCCAGGCACAACCCGGUCAUAGAUGCAAUGCUGAAGGAUCUGGUGUCGCAGAGAAUUACCAGCGUUGCGAUGAAAUCUGGAGGCACGCAGCUGAAGCUCAUCAUGACAUUCCAGAACUAUGGCCAAGCGCUCUUCAAGCCCAUGAAACAGGAACGGCAUGAGGAGACCAAUGUGAAUCUGUACUACUUUUCUGAUUUUGAACGGCAUAAUGCUGAGAUCGCAGCCUUCCACUUAGACAGGAUUCUGGGUUUCAGAAGGGUGCCUCCGGUGGUUGGGAGGCUCAUUAAUGUGAUAAAAGAGAUCAAAGACAUCACCACCGACCAUAAACUGGUCACAACAUUUUUCACUUCUCCAGUGGGGAAUGCAUGUUUUUAUGGCCAGUGUUCCUAUUACUGCUCCACAGAGCAUGCUAUCUGUGGUCGUCCCCUCAAGGUAGAGGGAUCUAUGGCUGCUAUGUUGCCAGACCCGAGUUUGGCACCACGUCGCUCGUGGAGGAGUCCCUGGAGACGGUCCUACAGCCGAAGCAAGCUGGCUCAAUGGGAGACAGACUCCAACUACUGUGACUCCAUAAAAAAGACUCCUCCCUAUGACCGAGGCACUCGAUUGGUGGAUCUGAUCGACAUGAGCAUUCUGGACUUUCUAAUGAGUAACAUGGACAGGCACCACUAUGAAACGUUUGAGAAAUUUGGCAAUGACACGUUUCUCGUACACUUAGACAACGGAAGGGCGUUUGGACGUCAUUCUAAAGACGAACCGUCUAUACUGGCUCCUCUUGUGCAGUGCUGCAGGGUCCGUCGGUCAACAUUGCUUCGUUUACGUCUGCUAUCUCUCCGGUCGUAUCGGAUGAGUGAUGUAAUGCGUGCGUCUUUGUCUAAGGACCCGCUUGCAGCCGUGGUCCCACUCCUCUCCGAACCACAUCUUUCUGCUUUAGAUCGUCGCCUAGAAACAGUCAUUCAAACCAUUCAGGACUGUCUACAGCAGCAUCAGUAUCACAGUGAUGUCAUAUAUGACGACAUCACCGAUUACCCUGGGGCUUGAUGGGAUGUCAUUUAGAUCUAGAUGUCGUGCUGUAUUACCAGACUGUAAACACCGACUUUGUUGGUAUUCAAUGUAUGCUUGUUAAAUAAUGUUAAAUACAGUGAAUCAAUCAGUCGGCAUAAGAGAUAUACAUAAAUACUAGAUACUUUA